UUGUUUCAUUUGCCUCUCUGCACUUUGAGCAACAAUGGCAUCAAUGAUCACCGUUGACUUUGAAAACUGCUUCAUCUUCGUCCUCUUAUGUCUUUUGUCACGCCUCUUUUACGAUCUUUUCUUCAGGAAACCAAAAGACUCACGAGCUGGCUGUGAUUUUCCUCCGAGCCCUCCAUCAUUACCGAUCAUUGGGCAUCUUCACCUUAUCCUCUUUGUUCCAAUCCACCAGUCUUUCCAGAAAAUCGCAUCCAAAUAUGGACCUCUCCUCCACCUCCGCUUCUUUAACUUCCCCAUAGUCCUUGUCUCCUCGCCCUCAAUGGCCUACGAGAUCUUCAAGGCCCAAGACGUGAAUGUCUCCUCUCGCCCUCCCCCUCCAAUCGAGGAGUCUCUCAUUUUAGGAUCGUCCAGCUUCAUCAACACUCCCUACGGAGAUUACUCGAAAUUCAUGAAGAAGUUCAUGGUCCAAAAGUUGCUCGGACCGCAGGCACUCCAACAGUCGCGAAAGAUCCGUGCAGAUGAGCUGGAUCGGUUCUACAAAAACCUGCUUGAUAAGGCGAUGAAGAAGGAGUGUGUUGAGAUUCGUAAUGAAGCAAUGAAGCUCACUAACAACACCAUCUGCAAGAUGAUUAUGGGGAGGAGUUGUUCCGAGGAGAACGGUGAGGCUGAGACAGUCAGAGGCUUGGUAACCGAGUCGAUUUUCUUGACAAAGAAACAUUUCUUGGGGGCCAUGUUUCACAAACCGCUUAAGAAGCUCGGGAUCUCAUUGUUCGCAAAGGAAUUAAUGAGUGUUUCCAACAAGUUUGACGAGCUGCUGGAGAAGAUUCUUGUUAAACAUGAAGAGAAAUUGCAGGAGCAUCAUCAAUGUACUGACAUGUUGGAUAUGUUGUUGGAAGCGUAUGGAGACGAAAAGGCAGAGUACAAGAUCACUAGAGACCAAAUCAAGUCCUUGUUCGUGGAUCUGUUCAGUGCCGGCACUGAAUCCUCGGCGAACACUAUACAGUGGACCAUGGCGGAGAUCAUUAACAAUCCUAAGAUUUCUGAGAGACUGAGAGAAGAAAUUGAUUCUGUUGUAGGUAAUAUAAGGUUGGUUCAAGAAACUGAUCUACCGAACCUCCCUUACUUGCAAGCCAUAGUCAAAGAAGGGCUACGAUUGCAUCCUCCAGGACCUGUGGUAAGGACGUUCCAAGAAACAUGUGAAAUCAAAGGAUUCUACAUACCGGAGAAAACACGACUUUUUGUUAAUAUUUAUGCUAUAAUGAGAGAUCCUGAUUUCUGGGAAGAUCCUGAGGAGUUUAAACCAGAGAGGUUUUUAACUUCUUCAAGAUUAGGGCAAGAAGAUGAGAAAAGAGAGGACAUGCUAAAAUACAUUCCUUUCGGUAGCGGAAGGAGAGCUUGUCCUGGAUCACAUCUAGCUUAUGCCGUCGUUGGAAGUGUAAUUGGAGUGAUGGUGCAAAACUUUGAUUGGAGAAUCAAAGGAGAAAAAAUCAACAUGAAGGAGGGUGGAACAAUGACGUUGACCAUGGCUCAGCCUCUUCAGUGCACUCCUGUUCCUCGAACCCUAAACACUUAAACUUCAUGUCUACAAAUUCCCAAUAAUUCUUGAAUUGGAGAUGUCAGCUUGCUUAUGUUGUUUCAAACAAUAUCAUGUUCACACAUGUUUCCUGAUUUCGUUGUUACCUUUGGUUUGGUUCAGUUCUGUUGUAUGAAACUGUAAACAUUUCUAAAUGUUCAUCAUCUUAUGUCUCCCAUUAAAAGUUGUGCUUUGUCA
Molecule: messenger RNA, 1768 nt
Organism: Arabidopsis lyrata subsp. lyrata
Lineage: Eukaryota; Viridiplantae; Streptophyta; Magnoliopsida; Brassicales; Brassicaceae
Product: cytochrome P450 705A5
Exons: 2
Coding region: 35-1570 (511 amino acids)
Cellular component (GO): membrane
Molecular function (GO): heme binding; oxidoreductase activity, acting on paired donors, with incorporation or reduction of molecular oxygen, NAD(P)H as one donor, and incorporation of one atom of oxygen; iron ion binding
Source: RefSeq, a predicted model, not a curated record